UUGAAAUUCAAACCAUUACAUACAUUAUUACAAGUAGGAAAGACAACAAAAUAUUAUAGUUUUAUUAAUUGGAUAUCAUUUUUUAUUUUAGGCUUCAACAUGCGCACCUACAAAAGAACAAGUAAUAGAUGCCAGACUUCCCAAGACGUUGUUUUAACAGCAGUAAAGAAAGUUAAACUCGAAGGGAAGUCCAUCAGAAGCGUAGCAAAGGAUUUUGGAAUUCCAUUUCGCUCUUUGGCUCGAUAUUGUAGCAAAGUAACUGAAGAAAAACUUAUUGCUCCACAAGAUACCCCACCUCUUACAAUUGGCUACAAGAAACUGAGACAGGUUUUUACAAACGAACAAGAGAAUGAGUUUGCUGAUUAUUUGAAGAAAGCAGCUGAUAUUUAUUAUGGAUUGUCACCAAAGGAAGUCAGGAAAUUCGCAUUUGAAUAUGCAGUGAGACUUAAGGUAAGGUUUCCUUCUUCUUGGGCUGACUGUGAAAUGGCAGGUGCGGAUUGGUUUUCUGCAUUUUUAAAACGGCAUCCUACACUUUCUAUAAGAACACCUGAAGCGACCAGUCUUUCAAGGGCUACGUGUUUCAAUCGCACUAAUGUGAAAGCAUUUUUCGACAAUUUGAAAGACGUUAUGAAUAGAUUGAAAAUUGGGCCUGGAGAUGUGUGGAACAUGGACGAGACUGGUAUCACUACAGUGCAAAGACCAGACAGAGUAGUUGCACGGAAAGGUUUUAAGCAAGUAGGUAAAAUUACUUCUGCCGAAAGAGGAACUCUAGUUACUGUAGCUGUUGCAGUAUCUGCGACAGGAAAUCAUGUGCCACCAUAUUUUGUUUUCCCUCGCGUCAAUUUUCGUGAAUAUUUUCUGAAAGGAGCGCCUACAGGUAGUUCUGGAGAUGCAAAUGCUACCGGCUGGAUGAAGGAAGCAAAUUUCGUCAAAUUUGCACAUCACUUCGUAACAAAUGUUAAGUGUUCCAAAGAAAACCCAUGUCUGUUGCUACUUGACAAUCACGACUCACAUCUUUCAAUUGAAGCAUUGGACUACCUUAAAGAUAAGGGGGUCACUGUCCUUUCUUUCCCUCCACACUGCAGCCAUAAACUGCAACCAUUAGACCGGAGUGUAUUUGGCCCUUUAAAGAAAUUUGUGAACAGUGCCUGUGAUUCUUGGCUGGUGAACCAUCCUGGGAAAACAAUGACUAUUUAUGACAUACCUGAAGUUGUAAAUGCUGCUUUUUCUAGUGCGGUUACGCCGAGAAAUAUUUUAUCUGGUUUCAGAGUAAGUGGGGUAUCACCUUUCAACCCUGAUGUCUUUAAUGAUACAGAUUAUCUUGGUUGUUACGUAACAGACCGCCCAGCACCUGACGAAAAUGAUGUUGACAGUGGAGAAUUGCCUAAUUCAGACAACACUGUUCAAUGUAGACCAAAUGAACCUGUAAUCAUGGAAGCAGGCCCUUCAAAUAUGCUGAUUGUACAACAAACUGAGGAAGAAGCUGAUCAGGAAACGUCAAUGGACGUAACGAGCAGGGGCUUACACGAAAUCGCAUCACAAGAUAAGGAAAUUGUAGUUGAUUCUACGUGCAACAUAAGCCCAGAAAUGGUGAGACCAUUUCCCAAAGCUGGUCCAAGGAAAAAUAACCGGGUAAAUAAUAGGAAAAGGAAGAGUGAAGUGUUGACAGAUACUCCAAUAAGAAAUGAAUUAGCUAAAAAGAAAUCAGAUAUUGAUAAGAAGAAAGGAGCUAAGAAAAACUUGUUUGGAAGUUCGAAAGAUACAGUUCAGAAUCCACGCAAGUCUAAGGUGAAAAUGUUAUGCAAGAAAAAGAAAAACAUAUGUGUCAACACAGCAAACAGCAGAGCCAGUAGGGAGGAUACAUUAUGUCUUCUUUGUUUAGGACCAUAUUCCAAAAGCCGGCCCGGUGAACAGUGGGUGCAGUGCGUCGGUUGCAAAAUGUGGGCCCACGAAGAUUGUUCGGAUAAUAGCGUGCAAUUUUUGUGCCACAACUGUAAGAAAUGUUAGAAGACUUUGGCUCAUGUUGGAUCAACCAGUUAAAAUUUAGUAUAAAUAUUUUCAUGAUCAGAAUUGGCAUUCUAUUAACAUUUUACUGUAUGAUAGGCUAUACAGAGAAAAAUACUGUAGGUAAAAUUGCUAAGAUUUUAAGAUUUUGUAUUAUUAGCAUUAAA
Bacillus rossius redtenbacheri is the source of this 2171-nucleotide messenger RNA. RefSeq lists its product as uncharacterized. The coding region runs from base 100 to 2007 and encodes 635 amino acids. Gene Ontology annotation, molecular function: DNA binding. Gene Ontology annotation, cellular component: nucleus. The transcript has 2 exons. NCBI's taxonomy places the organism in Eukaryota, Metazoa, Arthropoda, Insecta, Phasmatodea, Bacillidae. The record is from RefSeq and is a predicted model, not a curated record.